Messenger RNA from Vigna angularis (adzuki bean), 576 nucleotides. RefSeq lists its product as uncharacterized. The coding region runs from base 148 to 414 and encodes 88 amino acids. The record is from RefSeq and is a predicted model, not a curated record. The transcript has a single exon. NCBI's taxonomy places the organism in Eukaryota, Viridiplantae, Streptophyta, Magnoliopsida, Fabales, Fabaceae.
UCAUUUCAAUUGAUCUCUCAAUCUAAAAUCCUGCAAUAUAUUUCUUCCAUUCGUUUAAAUCACACUACAGUAUCAAGUCCCAAUUGGGUUACUUUUUGAUCCUUCAAAAAUCAAAGCAAGAGUUUCUUUGAAGAAGCCUCAUACAAGAUGUGUUCAGCAGGCAGAACUUGGGCUGUGGCAGCCAGUGUUGGAGUUGUGGAGGCCUUGAAGGACCAGGGUCUUUGCAGGUGGAAUAAUGCCUUAAGAUCAGUUCAACAUCAAGUAAAAAACAACGUGAGAUCCUUGUCUCAGGCAAAGAAUCUUUCUUCCUCUUCUUCUGCUAUGGUUUCUGGUAGAUUGAAGGAAGAAGGGAGGAAACAGUCAGAGGAAUCAUUGAGGACAGUCAUGUACUUAAGUUGUUGGGGUCCCAACUAGAGUCACAAGGCAAUUACAAAACUUUGUGUCUAAUUUGAUUGAACCUUUGCCCCCAAGGGAAGGUGGGGCAGAGAUUUCAUGGUCAUGUCCGAGAAUUGCUAUUCUAUUGUGACAGAUUUGGAUGUAAAUUUUGAUGAAUGAAAACUAUCUGAUUGUGUUAAA